Alnus glutinosa is the source of this 744-nucleotide messenger RNA. Its product is annotated as putative F-box protein At1g67623. The transcript has a single exon. Gene Ontology annotation, molecular function: protein binding. Bases 1 to 744 code for a protein of 247 amino acids. NCBI's taxonomy places the organism in Eukaryota, Viridiplantae, Streptophyta, Magnoliopsida, Fagales, Betulaceae. The record is from RefSeq and is a predicted model, not a curated record.
AUGAAGAGAACGAGAAGGAGAAGGAGAAGAGAGCAGCACAAGGUCGGCAUUAAAUCUCUUCCAACCGACCUGUUGAUGGAAGUUCUGACAAAGGUUGCUUCAGCAUCAUUCACCGACCUCUUUAAUGCCAAGCUAAGUUGCAAGGAUUUCUAUGGAUUGACAGAGGAGGAUCAUAUUUUUCAACAAGUAUCGUUGAAGGAGCUUCCGCUAAUUUGGUGUACAAAAGACGAGGUUUUGUUCUUCUUAAAACGUUGCAAAGAGAGUGGAAACCCAGAUGCAUUAUUUAGAGAAGGCAUAUAUGGGUAUUUCAGUUCCAAGAAUCCGGAACCCGGGCUUGAGUUCUUGGAGAAAGCUUCUAAAAAGGGACACGUUGAAGCAUCGUAUAUAUAUAGUCUUAUUUUAAUUUGUUCUGGGGGUCGAUUAAAGCAACAGGGCUUGCAGCUUCUGUCUUCUUUAAUUAUUUGCGGGUUAAGAGGCUCAAGAAUAAAAGAAUGUCGAAGGAGAGUAAAAGACUAUGUUCAAAGCAUGUGGAUCAACAAUAAGAUAGCCAGAGAUCAAGAACCUUACUGCCAUAUAGAAACAUGUAGCAACUACGGAAGAACGCCAAAUUCUUUGACCGCAAGACGGGCUGGAUGGCAUUCCGGCGACUAUAUAGAAGACGAGGAUGGCAAGUUUAUGUGUUGUGCUUAUUGCCAAUGUGAUCAUGAAGUCAAUUUGUUUUGUAACAUGUUACAUGGAAAGUAG